Pseudogymnoascus destructans is the source of this 1216-nucleotide messenger RNA. RefSeq lists its product as uncharacterized. The record is from RefSeq and is a predicted model, not a curated record. The transcript is spliced from 3 exons. Bases 1 to 1173 code for a protein of 390 amino acids. Lineage: Eukaryota; Fungi; Ascomycota; Leotiomycetes; Thelebolales; Thelebolaceae.
AUGGGAAAGGGGAAAGGGAAGGGCAAGAGACAAGUUUCCCCAGCACCAUCGAUAUCCCAGUCAAGCAUUGACGCAAGCACCGAGGACUUCCAUAACAUCGUUAGUUUCAUGCAAGAUUCAGUGAUACAGGAGUUUGAACUUGCCGCUAAUCUCAUGGACCUCAAACCAACCUCUCGGGCAUCGGACGACUUUAAGAAAUGGCGGUGUAGGCCCAAUGUUCAUCAGGGGGCGCACCUAGGCGAUAUUAUCUGGAGGUAUGGAAACAGCUUUAAUCUCAAUGUGCUUCACUUUGAGGAUAAGCACCGCCAGUUCAAGAAAUGGGCGGAAGCAUCAAAUGGAAGAUCUGUCGAACGGACUUUGAUACAGCGGGAGUGCGUUAAUGCUUCGCUCCGGCUUCUCCUCCAAGGUGCCUUUGAGCACACAGAUCCAAAGAUAUCGAUGAGGAUUAAGAUCCUCCACAAAAGGUGCCCUGGCCUUAUGAGCCAUAUCCUGCCUUCUCUUGAGCAGCCGGACAUAGUCGAAGAGAUGGCUCCUGAUGUCCUCCUAGAUGCAAAACACAUCCGGCCAAGAGCUACACGUUGUGUUUCGCGGGCCUUUGUUAAAAACGAGCUUGACCUGCCGCUGUAUAUCAAAGGCAUCCCAGAACACCAUCCGUUUGUUUGCCAGCUCCGGGAGGCAUACUCCAAAGAUUAUCAAAUGCCAUACAUCACAAGUCUUGGCGAUAUGGCAGUUGAGUGGUUUAGCCAGCUUGGCUUUACAGAUCCAGUGUCCCAGCGCCGCAUCAAUUCCGAGGCCGGAAACUCUUUCGUUGCUCGUGGCAGUACUAUUUGCCCCUUCGACCUCGGCUUCAUACAUGAGCGAAUCCCAGGUGAGAAACGCCUCUUUGUCAUUGUUACUGAAUUAGAAGAUUGCGGUGAAAAGGACAAGAUGGUUAUGCUACCAUUAAUGAAGAUCAAGGACUCAACCCAGAUCAUCGUUGGCCUCCCAGCAAUUGGCAGCAAGCCACUUUAUAUUAUCGACACAGAUUCGACAAGAAGGAACGAGCCGGCGCCAUUUGCAAAGGGCAGCUUGAGAUUGAAUAACACAGCAGGCCAUUCAGAGCCAUAUGCCUCAGAUAUGCCAAACCAUUCGCCGGAGCUGAUUUACUGUUGGUGGAACAUUGGGUUGAUGUAAGCAUGGAGCACUGGUGGCAUGGGGAUACUUCAAGAAUAUCAGC